Messenger RNA from Brassica napus (rape), 1284 nucleotides. RefSeq lists its product as uncharacterized. Bases 1 to 1284 code for a protein of 427 amino acids. The record is from RefSeq and is a predicted model, not a curated record. The transcript has 6 exons. NCBI's taxonomy places the organism in Eukaryota, Viridiplantae, Streptophyta, Magnoliopsida, Brassicales, Brassicaceae.
AUGAAAACCCUACCAUCUAGAAUCUCGUUUGCCAAACUCCGCCGCCGAUCUGUAACCGCUUGGGACCACAUCUUCUCCGACCAUAUCUUCUCCGACAAUAUCUUCUCCGACAAUAUCUUCUCCGACUGCCUUAAAAUGGAUUUACCAGAACUCCUGCCGAGGAUGUUUAAAUUAGGAGAAGAACCCGCUGCAACCAGGAGCAUUUCGUAUCAUUCUGAUGACACGAAGUUGUUUAAAGCUCUAUGUGAUUGUCUCACAGCUGACGAAUAUGAGGAUCUGAAGGCGUCGAAGCUGGGAGUGUUCAUCAAGUUCAAGGAGCUUGGAUUUGGUUGGACUUCAAGGCUGGUACAUUUUAUUCUCUGUUUCCAGCUGGACAUCAAGAAGAAGUUUGAGCUCUGGAGUCUUGUCGUUUUACAACCUGUGAGGUUUUCACUGAUAGAGUUUGAACACCUCACUGGUCUGAACAGCGAUUACAUCAAGGACCUGGAAAAUCCAAGGUGUGAGGUUACGAAGGAGAUGGCUGCUUUCUGGGAGAGGAUGGGUGUUGAUCUCGAUACUGGGCCAAGUAUUGAACAGAUAACAAAAGCAUUUUACAGAUACGACGAGUGGUCUCGGGAUGAUCGCAAGCGGCUGGGAUACCUUGCCAUCUACGCAGGAUACAUUGAAGGGAAAAAGUUCUUAACCGCUACACCGGCUAGUCUUGCAAGGCUAGUGCUGAUGGAUUCUCUGAAGGCAAAAGACUUGACGGAAACAGGUUACACUGUUGAUGGGUUUAUACAAGUCCUCCAAGUGUGGGCGUACUAUGCUAUGCCAGAAUUGGGUGCUAAUUAUGGGUCUCCCGUACCAGACAGACCAUCUCCACUGUUGCUUGCUUACAAGGGUGGCCAAGGACGACGCAGAUGUUUUAAGUCGGGUAUCAACAGACAGAUUAAUGUGAACAACUUUGUUCAGAAGGAUCUUGAUGAAAUGUUUCCAGAAUGGGACGGAGACGUAGAGGACCCUGCCGCGGAUAACAUAAUUAAAGUCAUGUUUAAUGAUCCUGGAUGGAAGUGGACCAUGGACUGCUGGCAAGUCACCGGUACUCACAAGGUUGUGAAGAUGGAAGUGAGUCCAGUGAAGACAGAAGUGAGUCCAGUGAAGUCAGAGAGUGUUGUGAAGGAAGAAAGUAGCAGACCUAGGAAGAAAGCUCGUAAAGGGUCUUCUGUUUCUGCUGAGGCACCUGAAGCGGGUAGUGAUGGCUUUGGGAUGACUAAAGGGCCUUCAAGGACAUAUCUGAUGCCAUGA